Messenger RNA from Aspergillus calidoustus, 5514 nucleotides. The record is from the annotation of a GenBank genome assembly. NCBI's taxonomy places the organism in Eukaryota, Fungi, Ascomycota, Eurotiomycetes, Eurotiales, Aspergillaceae.
GGCUAACUGUUUCAAGACUAGAUAGAUAGGCUCUCCAAGCGGUGCUUUCUCCGUCACCAUGUCGACGGCUCCCGCGGCCCAAACGUCUCGCAACGCGAUCGACGAUAACGCGGCCGACGAGGUUUCGCACAAAGCAAGGCGCACUUCAUUCUUUUCGUAUUCCGGUACAGUAUACUCAGAUGCAGACCUAACGACUUUCGACGAAGAAUUCUGCGAUCCAUUGGAUUACAUGCUGGUACCCUUUGAGGAUACGCAGUCGCAGCGGGUGCCGACCCCAAACACAACAAUCAGCAUGACCAACGAAACUGCCGCGACCGCCCUUGAAGAGCACGACCGCGACGACAACGAUCCUAGUUUUGACCUUUUACCUCCCUUGCCCGAUCAUGAUGACAGUAGUCUCGAAGAGAAUAGCGAUCGCGACCAUGAGCGCACGGAGAAUCAGACCUUCUUCGAAGAGGCCGAAAUGAGGAGGAGACUGGCGGACGUGGAGUCCAGCUUCUUACCGGAGCCCUCAACAAUCGAGGUCGCUGCCGCGAAUCGCCCUACCGGUGUGGACGAUACAUAUGUGGUUGGUAUGGCGGGACAAAAUGAGCAGGGGCAUGAGCAUGACUCUGAACUUGAACAAGCGCAUGAAAGUGAGCAUGAGAAUGAGCAUGGGCCCGUGCCGGAUUUUACAGAGCCUUCAUGGGCGGCACAAGAGGAGUCGAGUCAUGACCUUGCAUCGACGAAUGAGGGCGUCCCCAUCCCGCACAGUCCUAGCCUAGGACCCGAAGAUAGCACGCUUAACUUGGAGUCCACAAUCGCAGAUUCAAUCGCCUCAACAGAACCCUAUGAAGAAGAUCACACCACGAUGCUUGAGGCAAUGCCGUCGUCGCCCGCGGCUGCGGCAGCCGCACGGAUAGACAGUCGAAAUCAAUCACUCAUGCUCGAUGACGCGAGCCGGGAUCUGUCCUUGUUGCCCGAGAGCGCCGAUGAGAUCAGUCAAUUCUCCCAAGACUACUCUGUCGACCAGUCAGCACAAAGCGCAAAUCAAUCGCUACGGUCAGCGAGCCAGGAUUUCCGCAACCCUUCCAUUACGCAUCCCCGGCUAUUCAGCAGUGAAGGCGCCGCCCCCGACCUAGAUACUGCGUCUCGUGCAAGCAGCCGAAGAAGUAGUCGCCCCAAAUACCUCACCAGCCGCCACUCCUCACAACGACUCUCCUACUCCUCCGCGGCGAGCGGUGCAACCGAAAUCACAAAUAGCGAUGCUACAGUGGGUGCCGACUACGCCCUGCAGUCAGGCGGCGCGGUACCGGAAAACUCAGACCUGAAUGUCGGAUCGCAACGUAACAACCUCGCCAGAUCAGUCAGUUUAGGAAGCAUGGCAUCAGGAAUUUCAGGGUACAGCGACGACAACGUCAUUGAGAAGCGAACGAUGAGUGGGACUACAGACAGCGGCCUUCAGACGUUGGACGAAGAAGAUGCUCCACAACCAGAAGCUGCGGAGGAUAAUGGGCCGAUGACCCCAAAAGCAGCGCCGCGCGACCAGGGCUUUCCAACGGAUACAGUCAUUGCAGAAAGGGUCAAAGACGUUCAGGUUCCAAGUGCAUUCGUUAAACAAUUCCGUGAGGACCAUGGGAUGUCGCCUGAGAAACGAGCUGGCAUGACUCCAGGAUUCACACGGAGCGGCCGUUCCAUGACCCUGAAAGAGCAAAGCAGCACGAUAGAUCGUCUAUCAAAGGAAAACUUUGACCUGAAAAUGCGGAUCCACUUUCUGAACGAAGCGCUCAACCGACGUUCCGAAGAAGGUAUCAAGGAGAUGAUAUCUGAAAAUGUUGAGCUCAAAUCGGACAAGUUGAAGCUGCAGAAAGAGAACCAGGGUUUAAAGCGGAAGAUUCGCGAUUUAGAAAAGCAGGUGAAGGACCAACAGUCAGAUAAGGAAUCCAUGCUCAAUCAUGACCCCGAGGGCUCUGAUGAAGACGACCGAGGCUCCGCUCAGGAUGAAGAAUUACUCUUCUUACGGGAGCGAGUGGAGAUCUAUGAACUUGAGAUCGAGCGAAUGAGGUCGGAGAGUAUGGCACGGGAAAGCGAGAAACGAAGACUAGCAGAGAUGGUCAAAUCCCUCAGCGAGGGCAGGCCAACUGGGUCGGAUUCCGGGGCUAGGGAGGAAAGAGAUAUGUGGAAGGAUAUGCUCGAGGCUGAAACUGCUGCUCGCGAACAAGCCGAUGAUGAAAACAAGAGGCUACGGGAAGAACUUAUGCGUGUCAAGAGCGAGAUGAGCUUCGCCAUGGCUCCUGUAGCACCAUUAAGACCAGGACAACGUGACCGUGGGAAUUCCAUGGUGUCCUAUUCUGCCGCUUCUGACAAGGAAUUCCAUCGCCAUACUGGCACCGGCAGUUCUUCCAGUUCCACACUUGUAAUGGAACUAGAGCUGCUGAAACAGGAGAACGCAGAGCUCCGCAAAGAAGUCAGUGCCCAGACUUCAAUGCUGACGUCGCGAAAUAGAGAAAAGGAACGACUGUACCAGGAAAUCGAGGAGCUCAAACUCGGUCAACGCCGCGAGCGAUCCAUUGCUGGUGACAGCAUCCUCGAUCGAUCCGCUUCCAGAGCUCACGGGCGAUCUUCUUCACGGACCAGCGACCGCACGGGACAGUCUCCGAUUGAUGAUGCGGAACGGGAAGACCUAGAAGUUCGGAACGGGCAGCUGCGUGACCAGGUGUCCACGUUGAAGCUCGAGAAUCAAGCGAUCCGACAACAACUUGACGUUCUUGAGAAAGAUCUAGAAGCUAUGGACAAGGCUUACCAGGCUGAUGUUGAUCAAGCUAAUGAGGAAAUUCAGAGCCUACAACAGGAACGGGACCAGGCGUUGCAGAUGGCUGACGAGCGGGACGCAGCAUUCCAAGACCUGAGAGCUGAAGCACAGGAAGAACUUGACGCUAUGGGAGACGAGCUAGAGCAGAAGAUCGAAGAUUGCCAACAAUUAACUGAAGAGCUGCGGACUCAGGACGAGAAUCUCAGAGCGCUCCAGGCAGAGAUGCGAUCGGCGGGUGAAGGUAUUAUUAGGCUUGAGGAAGAUGCGCAGAAUAACCUGCAACGGUACAAGGCCGUGCAGCAGGAGCUGGAAGAAUGCAACCAUGAGAUGGAAUCGCUAGAGAAGAGCCUAUAUGAGGCAAAUGCCAAGGUGCAACGUCUCACAGUCCAGAUAGAGUCGAGCCAUAACGAAAUUGCAUUCCUACGGGAGGAGCAAGAUGGCGACAAGAUCAAGAUUGGCGACCUGGAAUCAGAGCUCAAGACUUACCAGGUGAGCCUGCACAGCGAACGCGAAAAGACACGAGAGUUGGAGGAACGCCUCGCCGAGGAGAGGCAUCAACGCGAAGUCGUUGGCAGCAAGGAGAAGCAAGAGGUGCAGCGAAUUAUGAACGAGCUGAACCGUGAGGCAUCUGCGGCCAAGGAAGAUGUUCGCAGGCUGAAGAAGAGCCUCUCGGCGCAGGAGAUUGAAACGGCCACUUGGAAGGAACGGCUCACAGACCUGGAGAACAACCUUCGUGAAACUCUCGGCGAUCUUACAGGCAGCCGGUCCAGCUUGAUCUCCAACAUUAUGAAGUUGCAGAAGGAGCUGGAGAGCACUGCACUGGAGUUGGAAAGCACGCGGUCCACGCUAGAUGAGAAGGAGUCGCUUCUACGGAACCGCGACGCGCUGCUCGAAAGUCAUGGCUUGGAGUCUAGGAAACUGUCUGAGCUUCUUGACCGCGAGCGGCAAGCUCGCCGUGCAGAUAAGCAAUCCUUCGAGCAGGCCCUCAGAUCCCACCACCAGGCUUCCCGGACCAUCUCACAAAACAACUCUCGCAUCUCCGAACUCGAAAGCGCGCGCAGUCAAGACCGCAAGCGCUUCGGCGGCCUUGAGCAGCAGUUCCGGGAGCAACUCAAUGAGCGGAAUGCAAUGCUGUUGACGAUCUGGAAGCGGCUAUCCACUAUGUGUGGACCGGACUGGGCGCACUCAAACAGCUUGAUCAAUGGCAACCUACCUAGUCAAGAGGUCAUUGGCAACAUCUUGUUCUGGCCAGGAUUUAGCCGCAAUCUUCUUCUGGCGGUCAAGACUCUGGAGAACGUGCUAUCAGGCUUUAAGGGCCGCAUUAAGGAUGUAGAACGAGGCCUGACGAAGCAGUACCAGACUCUUGAGCACGCCUUUAGCUUACGGAUAAAGAAGCUCGACCGACUGGAGGAAUCAGCAAUCAACAUGCGCGCUCAGCUCCAGACACGAAAUCAGACCGGAAUGUCCCCCGAGAUAUCCAAGCUGCGCGGCGAAAACCGUCUAUUGAAGGCCGAACUCAACCUCCUCCAGUCGCACUCGCGCAGUCGCAGUGGAGUUGUCGUGGAUGGGACAGGGUCUCCUCGUAACUCGACUAUCGAUGCUGAUCGCGGUCCUUUGGUUCGCGCUCACUCUGCCAUUGAACCAUCCAAAGCGGUCGCACGGUCUGGUAUCCCCCAACCCUCGCACAUCUCCUCAGCGACAACACUAGUUGAAAAAACCGGACCCAUGGCCCACCCCAGACACAAAUCCGGCGACCCCGGCAACCAGGAAGUUUGGAUCAAGCGUCUCCAUGAGCUCGAGAAGCGGCUCAAAGCCGAACGCGAAGCACGUCUGCUCGACCGCAACGGAGCCCGCAGACGCCUCGAGGAGCGUGACGCUGAGAACAAGAGACUCCGCGCGCAGCUAGAGCGACAGCGCAUCCGCAAGGGCGUUUCGACGGAGACGUCCACCGAUGAUGGCGGUCAUGAACCGGGGUCUGAUCUUACAACUGGUGACGAGGGUUAUCGAACUCAUCACGAUGACCAUAGUUCAAGCGAGGGGGAGGGCAUCACGGUCGAUAUCGAAGUUUGAUUUCCUUCUUCGCUUCUCUUCUCUUCUCUCUUGUCUCCUGUUCUUCAAUCGUCUAUUCUUAUGCAUCUUUAGCGAGCCGGUGUUGGAUUUGGACAUCUCUAUUCUUCCUGCCUAUAUACCCCGGAUGCCUUAAUGGUUAAUGCUGAUGCCGAAUGAUGUACCUACUCUACUUACUUUUACGCGCAUUCAUAACGAGGGUGAUGAUCAUUUCAAGUUGACUUACAAGUAGUGUACAGUCGUUUUUUGUUUUCUAAUCUCUAUCUGGGGCAAAGUCCUUCUACCCCCGUAGGGAAACCUUCAAUGAGAAAUCUACAAUCCCGACGCCCUGAUGGAUCGAGCUCGUCGACAAGAUAUCCACAUCCUCACAUGCAUACCCAGCCGCAUUCUCCUCAUUCAACCCUCCACUUACCUCAAUCAAAAACGCCGCCUUUCCAACCCACCGCUCCUUCAACUCCCUCGCAGCCUCACGCACCCCCUCGGGCGUAAAGUUAUCCAGCAUAACCACAUCCGCGCCAGCCCCAAUCGCCGCAUUCGCCUCCUCGACACUCCUAACCUCAACCUCAACUUUGGUAGAAAACCCCCCAACAGCCUUCGCCGCCGCAACAGCCUUCGGAAUCGCCGCAGCAAUAUCCCCCUCCUCCAACGCCUUCCGC